ACAGUGAAGAAUGAUUCUGUCACAGUGUGUCUUGUCCCAAGCUGAGAAGAUAAUGAGAGCUUCUCCGGCAGCAAUACUCUCCUUAUCUCUUGCUUCAACCAAAACUCGUUUCUCCAGCGAACUUAUUCAAUUAAAAAAACAUGUUUCGAACACUCACAUCUUCUCACGACCAGUACGUCUCGUCUCGAAGCAACCUAGCAUACGAUGGACCUUCUCCUGCAAAUGCCGAAACAGAGGAAGAAAUUACUCGAAGUUUGAUGAUGAAGGAGAAGACUUCAUCGUGGUGAACUUCUAUCGCUUUGUUUCAAUCCAAGAUCCCGCCGCUGAAAUUGAAAAGCACCUCUCUUUCUUACAGGAUUUGAAUAUACGUGGUCGGAUAUAUCUAAAUGAACAAGGAAUCAACGCACAGUACAGUGGACCAUCUAAAGACGCUCUUGCAUAUGUUGAAUGGUUGAAAGAAGAUGAGAGGUUCUCCGAUAUACUUGUUCAGAUGUCUCCUGCUAUCGGUAGGCAUGCAUUCCCUAAGUUGAAGCUACAGAACAAACCUUCCUUAGUGCAGUAUGAGGGAGGAAUUUCACACCUUCCCUUACUUGAUCCACCGAUGCGAGCAAAACCCUUAGAACCAUCUGAAUGGAAAGAGAAGCUAAAAGACUUAACGGAUGACGGUGAAGCAUCACCUUCAGAUAGUGGCAGAAGCUGCAUAUUAUUGGAUGUCAGAAACGGUUAUGAAUGGGAUGUUGGUCAUUUUCGUGGGGCACGUAGACCUGAAGUUGAUUGCUUUCGGAACACUUCUUUUGGGCUAUCUGAUGAAAAGGAAGCUCCUUCAGACCCUUUGAUAAAUGUUGACAAGGAAAAAACAGAUAUACUGAUGUACUGCACUGGAGGUAUACGUUGCGAUGUAUAUUCAACAGUUCUGAGACAGCGGGGUUUCAAGAACCUGUAUACACUCAAGGGUGGAGUUUCCCAUUAUCUUGAGGAAGAAGGCACAUCUGACUGGGUUGGGAAUCUUUUUGUGUUUGACUCUCGUCUCUCUCUCCCACCAGCUGCCUACAGUAACAACACCGUGGAUGAAGCCAUAAUAACUCCACAGACGCCUGUGGAUACAAGUUUUGCAAGAUGCUAUAUUUGUGAUUCACAAGUUCAUGAACUGAGACAUCGGAACUGUGCUAACCUCGAUUGCAAUCUGCUUUUCUUAUGCUGUGCAGAAUGUGUUGUCAACUUGAAGGGAUGUUGCUGUUCAGACUGCGUUACUGCUCCCAGACUUAGACCUGUCUUACAUGGAAUAAAAAGAUAUGAAAAAUGGCAUGUGUAUCGCGAUUCAUAAAUGCAAAAUGCGCCUAGUACUCAUGCCUUGCCACUUCAAAAUUAUGUUCACUGCAUCUCUGUGAUGCUCAUGGGGUUUCGUCUGUUCUACAAUGGGCAAGUGAUUCGAUGUGAAACACAACAAAUGCAAAAGGUUCUUGAAGCAGAAGCUCAUGCAGGAAGAAGUACUGUUCAAUUUUGUUAAGUUUUUGGGUGUGAAACUUGUCAAUACUCAAAUUUUCAUUUCAACAUGUACAAACAAAACUUGCAGCAAAGAGCAAGCAAACUAUGAUGCAACAAGGUGGUUCUUGUUACUAACAAAGUAGAAAAAUAGUUGUAGAGGUGAUUAUUUUAGAUAAAUCCGUGGUUUUAAUA
Messenger RNA from Brassica oleracea var. oleracea, 1677 nucleotides. Its product is annotated as rhodanese-like domain-containing protein 8, chloroplastic. Bases 11 to 1324 code for a protein of 437 amino acids. The transcript has 8 exons. The record is from RefSeq and is a predicted model, not a curated record. NCBI's taxonomy places the organism in Eukaryota, Viridiplantae, Streptophyta, Magnoliopsida, Brassicales, Brassicaceae.